CCCAUUAUUAUUUUCACUACACCAACCGCCACCAAAUGUUGCUCCUUGUACCGACCCUUUUAAUAGUGUUUAUCACCCAAGAGGUGUUAUCCACGGAUUACUGCGACAAGGAUCUGUGCCAACCGGAGAUAACGCAUAUCGCUUGUCAUAAUUACGGGGACUUUGAUGAGACCUGUGGCAGUGGAGCGAUCAUCAUGAAGUUUCCCAUGCAUUUGCGUGCCCAUCUACUGUCCGUUCUGAAUGACUUCCGUAAUACAGUGGCUCUGGGACAGUAUCCAUCCUUCAGUCCGGCUGCCCGGAUGGCGACUCUCCGUUGGCACGAGGAACUGGCCGGAUUGGCCAAGUUUGCCUUGCGCCGUUGUGAGAAUAUGGACGAUUACUGCAGCAACACGGAUGAGUUCAGAUAUGUGUCCUAUAUCUACGGUAGUACCAAGUGGUUGCACCAGGAGAAGACCCCCAAGUCCAUUAUGGAAUUUGUGUUGCAAUUUUGGAUGGAUGAUAUAAAGACCUGCUCAAUGGCCCACAUUAAUGCCGAGAAACCCCCCAAGGAUAGGCACUGUCGCGGCUACUUCACCCAACUGGUCCAAGACCUGGCUGCCCACGUCGGCUGUGCCAUGAUGAUGCGAAGGAGCCAAACCAGCGGACUUUAUCAGUACGGAGUCCUUUGCCAUUUUUCCCGCGGGAAGAUCGCAAAUGAGCUUGUCUACCGCGAGAGUGCGCACCCGGGCAGUCGCUGCUAUGCGGGAACCCACUCCAUAUAUCAAGGGCUCUGUUCGCCCGAGGAGCAUGUCAAUCCCAAUGCCCUACAAUUAGGCGAGCUUAAUUAAGUUGGUCAUGCGGAGUCUAAUAAACUUAGGU
Messenger RNA from Drosophila subpulchrella, 858 nucleotides. RefSeq names its product antigen 5 like allergen Cul n 1. The transcript has 3 exons. The record is from RefSeq and is a predicted model, not a curated record. Bases 36 to 827 code for a protein of 263 amino acids. Lineage: Eukaryota; Metazoa; Arthropoda; Insecta; Diptera; Drosophilidae.